AAUGAUAGUUGACCCUAUUUACAACUGCAUAAAACCCCGAUUCAUUCAUCUAGCGCGAAACCAUACAACUUCUCUCUCAAAAUACUCAUGUCAGAGGCCACGUCAACAAGUGCCAGUGCCGUCGCCGGAGCCUCGCCGGAAGACAUACUCCGGCUUCCGACCGCCAUGAUUUCCGGCGACCUCAGCGACUCCUCCGUCUCCUCCAGUAUCACUCGGGCCUUCCAUUUUUCUUCUGGAAACCCUAGAAUCGAAGAGACCAGAGGUGUCAUGCACCUCUACCGCGAUGACUUCGCAUCUUCGUCUUCUGAACUACCUGUUGGAAGGAAAACUCUAGUUUGUGUGCUAGGAGUGCCAAAUCACAUGACAUAUGCAGAUUUCUGUCAGUUUUGUGGCUCAUUCAUUCAACAUAUGUUGGAAAUGCGAAUUGUCAGGAAUGAUGGAGUAGAGGAUAAGUAUAGUGUCUUGAUAAGGUUUGAUGAUCAGAACUCAACCGAUGCUUUCUACAAGCAUUUCCAUGGGAAACGUUUUUCCUCUCUUGAGGUGGAGGCUUGUCAUGUACUUUUCACAGUUGAUGUGCAGUACACCGGUUCAAUAGAACAUGCACAGACUUCCCUUGCAAGCUGUACAGAGCAGCCCACAUGUCCAGUCUGUCUUGAGAGGCUGGACCAAGACAUGAGUGGAAUUCUCACAACUAUAUGCAAUCAUUCUUUCCACUGCUCUUGUAUUUCUAAAUGGACAGAUUCUUCUUGUCCGGUAUGCCGAUAUUGCCAGCAGCAGCCUGAAAAAUCAGUCUGUUUUGUUUGUCAAACUUCUGAGAAUCUCUGGAUUUGUGUUAUUUGUGGUUUUGUUGGUUGUGGAAGGUAUAAAGAAGGGCAUGCUAUUACACAUUGGAAAGAAACACAGCACUGCUACUCUCUUGAAUUGGAAACACAACGUGUGUGGGAUUAUGUUGGAGACAACUAUGUUCACCGUUUGAUUCAAUCUAAAACUGACGGGAAGUUGGUUGAGUUGAAUCACUAUUGUGCACAUACUGAUGAUGGUGAUGGUAGUUGCAACUGUACUGUAGAUCCUGGAUUUAGUGAGGCUUUAUUGAACAGUAAAGUUGAAAAUAUUGUCAAUGAGUACAAUGACCUUCUUACUACCCAACUUGAGAACCAAAAGAUAUAUUUUGAGUCUUUACUACGAGAAGUUGAGGAAGAAACUGAAAGAGAAAUAUCUGAAGCUGUUGAGAAGGCUGUCAGUGGCAGUCAGAAAUUGCAGAAGAUGCAAUCCAAGCUGGAUAAAUGUGUGAAAGAAAAGAAAUUUCUUGAUGAGAUCAAUGAGAAUCUUUUGAAAAAUCAGACGAUAUGGAAAGCAAAGAUGGUGGAAAUUGAAGCAAGGGAGAAGAAGGCUUUAAGGCUGAAGGAUAAUAAAAUACGACAACUGGAGGAACAGCUUAGAGAUUUGAUGGAGCACCUCGAAACAGGGAAUACAGAGGAACAGCUACCAGAAUCAAACGAAAUCAAUGAUAGCAGUACAUUGCGAACGCAAGUAGAGUACUCUUCGAGUAGUAGCACUGAAGGGCCCCGAAACAACUGAUGCUCUAAUAAGUAUCUGAGGGUGCAUUAUUCUUGAAAAAUCACAUAUGUAGUCUUGCGAAGCUUUGAUUUAUUAAUUUAGGUUAGUGCUGUCUUAGUAUAGCUGAUGAAUAUAUUAACCAUCAUUUGUUGUAUAGCUAACUCUUAACUCUGAUGGUUUCAUUAGAUAUCUUACCACUAGAAUUUCUCUUUUUUUCUGAUCUAGCUACACCACUACCACGAACCCUAGUUAGAUUUUACCUUUUAGUUAUAGGGAGAAUUCAAUUACUCUCUUUUAGUUUCACGAAAACUAGUGUCAAAUUUGAUAAACGAAGUACAUUUUAAUGGGGAAUACUAUCUGUUCGAGCCUUAUUUGAUGGGAGAA
Messenger RNA from Camellia sinensis, 1941 nucleotides. Its product is annotated as BRAP2 RING ZnF UBP domain-containing protein 2. Gene Ontology annotation, molecular function: zinc ion binding; ubiquitin protein ligase activity. The record is from RefSeq and is a predicted model, not a curated record. Lineage: Eukaryota; Viridiplantae; Streptophyta; Magnoliopsida; Ericales; Theaceae. Gene Ontology annotation, cellular component: cytoplasm. Gene Ontology annotation, biological process: Ras protein signal transduction; protein ubiquitination.